AUGAAGAAGUAUUUUAAGAGAAAAUCAACCGAAGAUAACCUCUCACCCUCUAUGGAUAUUCCUGAAAGUUCAAAUGAAAAUAACAUAGAAAGUAUAUCGGCAAAUCUUCCAGGAAAUCCUGGGCUUCGACUUCGGAUAUCGGAAUAUGAUCCAAAUAUUAGAGAUCAUAUCCGAAGAGCUUAUUUACAAAGGGAAUUGGUUCAACCUCGAACCCAUCAAUUUUCAUAUACAUCAUUUGCAGGAGUACAACUCCUUUUCAAUCCGAAAUGGUUCAAUGACUUUCCUAGGUUGGAGUAUAGCAUAUCCAAAAAUGCUUUUUUUUUGUCUAAGUUGUUAUCUCUUCAAGCUAGAGAUUCCAAACCAAAUCUUGCUUUUCGUGGUCAUGAUGAAAAUGAAGAUUCAAGCAAUAAGGGUAAUUUUCUUGAGCUUUUGAAGUUUCUUGCAGAUCAUAAUGAAGGUGUUAAAGAUGUGGUGUUUAGAAAUGCUCCUGAAAAUCUCAAGUUAACAUCACAUGAUAUUCAAAAAGAUCUUGUGUAUGCAGUAGCAUGUGAAACCACCAAUGCUAUCAUGUUUGAUAUUGGUGAUGAUGCUUUCUUUUCUGUUUUGGUUGAAGAAUUGCAUGAUAUAUUAGUCAAGGAACAAAUGGCAGUUGUACUUCGCUAUGUGAAUACCAACGGACAAGUAGUUGAAAGAUUUAUGGGCAGAAAGCAUGUUCCUAAUACCACUACUUUUUCACUUAAAGAGGCAAUUGAUCAGUUCUUCUCUACAAAUGGAUUAAGCAUAUCUAGAUUGCGUGGACAAGGUUAUGAUGGGUCUAGCAAUAUGCAAGCAUCAUGUAAACGUCGAGACAUGGUUAGAGAAAGACAACAAGCCAAAGUUAUGGAAGCUAUUCAAAAUUAUGAGCUUCCAAGUGGGCAAGGCUUGAACCAAGAAACUAGUCUUAAACAUGCAAGUGAUACACAUUGGGGCUCACACUAUGGUACCUUGGUAAGCUUGAUUAAUAUGUUCUCUUCUGUAAUUGAGGUGCUUGAGAUGAUUGCAGAUGAUGGUGUAAGUCUUGAUUAA
Pyrus x bretschneideri (Chinese white pear) is the source of this 1065-nucleotide messenger RNA. Its product is annotated as zinc finger MYM-type protein 1-like. Lineage: Eukaryota; Viridiplantae; Streptophyta; Magnoliopsida; Rosales; Rosaceae. The record is from RefSeq and is a predicted model, not a curated record. The transcript has 3 exons. The coding region runs from base 1 to 1065 and encodes 354 amino acids.